AUGGCUACCCUCAUACGCCCUCCGCCUGUUGAUCAGUCGCAAUCGAACAUCGAGAACGUCCUAGAAUUGACACAGCUGAACGACAUCGACCCCGAUCUCUUCACCAACACCCGCCCGCUAUGGCAUCCCCCGGGCGCAAGAGGCAUCUUCGGAGGUGCUGCUAUUGCGCAGACUUUGGCUGCGGCGCAGAAGACCGUCUCUCGUGACUUCACCGUCCACUCCAUGCACUGCUAUUUUGUGCUGGCUGGAAAUGCCGAGAUCCCCAUUAUAUACCACGUCGAGAGGGUCAGGAGUGGCAAGUCGUUCGCGACCAGGACUGUACAGGCGCGACAACGCGGAAAGGUCAUCUUCACUACGACAAUGAGCUUUGUGAGACAGAACAGCGGAGGAGAGAAGAAGGUCGAGCACGCAUACCCCAUGCCGAACGUGCCGGGGCCUGAAGACGGCCUCGAUGAUCUGGAGUCGAGCUCGGAUGGGACGAGCCCUUUCCAAAGCCAGCGGUUGCCAAUCGAGAAUGAUGACUCGCCCCACGCUCACGAAAAGAAGUGUCGUCAAUGGAUGAAAGCCAGGGGAACCAUCAGCUCUGCUGGAGGCCAUGAAGCGCACCUCUCUGCCAUCGCAUACAUGUCUGACAGCUACUUCGUCGGCACCAUUGCGCGGGCACACAAGCUCUGGCGCUACUCCACACAGCGCAAGAGCAAUUCAAAGUCGAGUGCCGACGAGGAUGUGCUCAAGAAAUUGCUGGCCAUGGACGAUGCCGAGCUCAGGCGCAUGAAGUUCGUCGAUGAGGCCGACAUUCAGCGCAUUCAUCGCAUGCGGAAUGGUGAAGAUGUGUCCAGAGAUCCGACACCCGAGAUUGGAAUGAUGGUCAGCCUGGACCACACCAUCUACUUCCACAACCCAAGAAGCUUUCGAGCAGAUGAGUGGUUGUUCACCGAGAUGGAGACGCCAUGGUCAGGCGAUGGUCGCGGCCUGGUGUUCCAAAGGAUUUACACCAAAGAUGGCACGCUGAUUGCCAGCUGCGUACAAGAGGGACUUGUGCGCCUGAAGCAACCGGAGAGUCAGCCGGAACCUAAGCUUUAAAUCGUGCGCUAGAUCCUUGGGUUUGGUGCUUGUUCUUGAUAUCCGCUUUGUACUCGUUUUAAUGAUAGACUCUACUUCGCAUCGUUUGACAGCAGUGUAGCCUAG
Molecule: messenger RNA, 1188 nt
Organism: Parastagonospora nodorum SN15
Lineage: Eukaryota; Fungi; Ascomycota; Dothideomycetes; Pleosporales; Phaeosphaeriaceae
Exons: 3
Coding region: 1-1083 (360 amino acids)
Biological process (GO): acyl-CoA metabolic process; fatty acid catabolic process
Cellular component (GO): peroxisomal matrix
Molecular function (GO): fatty acyl-CoA hydrolase activity
Source: RefSeq, a predicted model, not a curated record